AUGGAGGCGCCGGCGACGGAGGUAAAGAAGAAAAGCUCGCCGGUGAUACCAUGGAUGAGAGACCCAGUUGAUAUUAGUAUCUCCGGCUCCUGCCGUCUCAGUUCCCUCCCUUUUCUUGACCCCAGAUUAGAGAAGGCUUUGCAUAGUAUGGGAAUCACGUCACUCUUUCCUGUGCAAGUAGCAGUUUGGCAAGAAACAAUUGGGCCUGGUUCUUUUAAUCGAGACCUCUGCAUAAAUUCUCCCACAGGGAGUGGUAAAACUCUUGCUUAUGCUUUGCCGAUUGUGCAGACGCUAUCUUCUCGAACAGUAAAAUGCCUUCGAGCUCUGGUCGUGUUGCCCACUCGUGACUUGGCCGUGCAGGUUAAGGAAGUGUUUGCUGCUUUGGGCUCUGCAGUGGGCUUGUCUGUGGGCUUGGCAGUGGGCCAAUCUUCCAUUGCUGAUGAGAUCUCAUCUCUCAUCGAGAAGCCCAAUAUGGGAACUAGCAUUUGUGAUGAACCUGAAGAUUUCGUUCGGGAGCCAAGAACUUCAGUGGAUAUACUCGUAGCUACACCAGGAAGGCUAAUGGACCAUAUCAAUAACACUGAUGGUUUCACGCUCGAGCAUCUUUGUUACCUUGUGGUCGAUGAAACAGAUCGGUUACUAAGAGAAGCCUACCAAUCAUGGCUGCCUACUGUUCUUCACUUGGCUUAUUCUCGAAAUCAAAAUCAAGUUCCAUCUUCGGAUGAAGAUAUUCUUCCUACAUUCGGCUCACUCAAAACCAUCAGAAAUUUUGGGGUCGAGAGGGGGUUUAAGGGAAGGGCUCAUCCGAGACUCACGAAGAUGGUUUUAUCAGCUACACUAACUCAAGAUCCGAGUAAGAUUGCACAGCUUCAUCUUCAUCAUCCAUUGUUAUUGACUACUGGACGAAAGCGCUACCAGCUUCCCGAACAACUGAAAUCUUAUAAAGUGUUGUGCUCGUCAAAGCUUAAACCACUUUAUCUACUGGCAUUGUUGGGAACUUUGCAAGGCGAGAAAAGCAUUGUUUUUACUUCAUCUGUAGAGUCGACUCACAGACUUUGCACCUUGUUAAAUUUCUUUGGUGACCUUCAAAUUAAGAUUAAGGAGUACUCUCGUCUGCAGCGUCAGUCCAUAAGAAGCAAGACGUUGAGGGCAUUCAGGUCAGGAGAAGUGCAAGUACUGAUUUCAUCUGAUGCAAUGACUCGAGGAAUGGAUGUUGAAGGUGUGAAAAAUGUGAUAAAUUAUGAUAUGCCCUCGUAUAUAAAGACCUACAUUCACCGAGCCGGCCGAACUGCGAGGGCUGGGCAAACCGGGUGUUGCUUCACGCUUUUGCACAAGGAUGAGGUUGCACGAUUCAACAGGCUGUUACGAAAGGCUGACAAUGAUUCUUGUCCCGUUUUUUCUGUUCCAUCUGAGUCAGUAGAGACGUUUCAGUCCAUGUACAAAACAGUUUUGGAACGAUUGAAAGAGAGUGUUGAAUCCGAAAAAUUUAGAAAGGGCAGUGUCAGGAGCAAUCGCCCAGGUGUUGUUCGCAAAAAGGCGAAAGCUGCCUGA
Molecule: messenger RNA, 1551 nt
Organism: Striga hermonthica
Lineage: Eukaryota; Viridiplantae; Streptophyta; Magnoliopsida; Lamiales; Orobanchaceae
Source: the annotation of a GenBank genome assembly